Debaryomyces hansenii CBS767 is the source of this 1329-nucleotide messenger RNA. RefSeq names its product carboxylic ester hydrolase. The record is from RefSeq and is a predicted model, not a curated record. Gene Ontology annotation, biological process: cardiolipin acyl-chain remodeling. Gene Ontology annotation, cellular component: mitochondrial inner membrane. Gene Ontology annotation, molecular function: A2-type glycerophospholipase activity. The transcript has a single exon. The coding region runs from base 1 to 1329 and encodes 442 amino acids. NCBI's taxonomy places the organism in Eukaryota, Fungi, Ascomycota, Pichiomycetes, Serinales, Debaryomycetaceae.
AUGCUAGUUGUCCCGCAAAGACUAUUUAGCGUUUCCAGGGUUGUUAAAAACUCAUCGUCGUCUGGGUUCCCCGGUUUCAACUUUAAUUUAAAUCAACUUUUGAAUUCAAAUCUCAAAUUUUUGCCAAAUAUUAGAAAGAAAUCAAUAGUGCAUGACGAGACGGCUGCUAUCGACACGCCAAAGAAGUUGAGGAUUAUUGAAAAUCGCUACAAAAGGUCAACACAUCCUACUUCUGUGCCUUUGAAUAAGCUAUUCUCAAACAACUUUCCUUUGUCAAUAAGUGAUUCUAUCGACGAUUAUGCAUACAGACGUAAUCCAUUAAAAUUCCAGCAUGACUUAUUAUCACUUUUGCCGUUUUAUCCUCAGGCAGAUUCGUCAGGAAGAUCAAGUCAGGCUCUUCAAGUUAAGCUUGACUCGGGGAAUUAUAUUAAUGAGUUUGUUAUUUAUCCGCCUAAUAAAACAGAAGCCGAUGCAAGUACUAUGAAUCAUUUGAUUAUGAUCCAUGGAUAUGGUGGUGGAUUAGGGUUUUUCUUAAAAAACUUCGAUGAGAUAUCUUCUCUUGACAACUGGUGUAUUCAUUCCAUUGAUUUAUUGGGGUAUGGAUGUUCAUCAAGGCCUCCUUUCAAGCUAGCUAAGGAUGAUUUAGAGCACGUUGAAAAGUGGUUCCACGAUUCAUACACUGAGUGGCUUAUAAAAAGAAACCUCAGUCACCUACCACCUCUGCAAGUCUUAGUGAUGGGUCACUCUAUGGGUGCUUAUUUGAUGGCUACGUAUGGUGUUAAGGUCAACCCUAAGUUCUGCCGCAAAUUGCUAAUGAUAUCGCCGGGGGCAGUAAUUAAACACAGAAAACAAAUAUUUGUCCCUAAAUAUUUUGCAAAACUUUGGGAGCAAAAUAUUUCCCCUUUCACUUUAGUGAGAAAAGCUGGUCCGUUAGGCUCGAAGGUAGUAAGUGGCUGGUCUUCCAGAAGGUUUGCAAAUUUGCCAUCUAAAGAGUCAAAAUUAUUACACAAGUAUGCCUACGGGAUCUUCCAGAGUCCCGGCUCAGGGGAAUAUAUGCUCAAUUAUUUACUUGCUCCAGGAGCUGAUGCACGGUUCCCAUUAGUAGAGAGAGAUAUUCACAAGCUUGACUGCGAAGUGUUAUGGUGCUAUGGUAAAGAAGAUUGGAUGGACAAACUUGGUGGUGAACUAUGUUCAAAACUUAUAAACAGGCAACAUAAAGAUUCUGAUAAAAGUAAGGUCUUAGAAAUCGAUGAUAGUGGACAUCAUAUAUAUCUCGACAAUCCUAAAAAGUUUAAUAAGCUUUUACUAGACGAAAUGAAAAAAUUUUAG